UUAGCAGCCAAGGGGGAGGUGCUUUGGGCAGGUCACGUGAUUGGUGGCGGAGCGCGGUUCAGUCAGACUGAGGUGAGAGAAAGACCGAGACCGGAACCGGAAACCGAAAAAUACUGCCGAAGAACGGAUCCUUCAUUUGGAGUAAAGCAGCAGAAACCGAAAAGGCAUUAGUGGAGCCGACGUGGGUACGAUUCGGCUGGUAGCAGCACCCCGUAUGUUGAUAUGAGCUCCCAGCAAUUCCCCCGCCAAGGGGCUUCAAUGCCCCAGUCCCAGGUGCCAGGCGGUGGAAAUGCCAUGGGCCAAAAUACCCCAGGAGCAGGAGGGGACGAUUCCGCUCGAGAAGUGGAGGUCCAGCCCCGGGACCCCAUUAGUUCCGGCGCAGUCCUCCCGGCCCGCGACGAGAAGCAGGAACCGGUGGUGGUUAGGCCUUAUCCCCAAGUCCAGAUGUUGACUUCACAUCACCCUGUUCAGUCUGCCACCCCCCUCGCGAUGACGGCUCAAUCUCCUCACCUCACCCCCGCUGUUCCACUGUCCUUCCCCGAAGGUAUCCUGAAGAAGUUCACUAUUGAUGUCUUCCCACAGCCACCUCUGAAGCCCACUAUUCCCAGCCGCCCUAUUGCUCCAGCACCUCCUUCUGCCCUGUCAGCUGUACCAAAGGUCUCUGGGCCGGUGACAGUCACCAUGGAAAGUGGUCUUCCACAGGCUUCAGCUAUCCCUGUGGCCACUAUCAGUGGGCAGCAGGGCCAUCCCAACAGCCUUCAUCAUAUCAUGGCUACGAACGUCCAGAUGUCCAUUAUCCGCAGUAAUGCUCCGGGACCUCCCUUGCACAUAGGGGCCUCUCAUCUUCCCAGAGGAGCUGCUGCGGCUGCGGUAAUAUCCAGUUCUAAGGUGACGACUGUCCUAAGGCCUGCCUCUGCUCCGAUUCCCAGUGCUGCCCAGUCAGCAGCUCAACACAUUAUUCAUCCUCCUAUCCAGUCUCGCCCUCCGGUGACUACUGCAACAUCCGUGUCACCCGCUGUAGUAGCCACUGUGUCAGCUACACGAGCCCAGUCCCCGGUCAUCACCACUGCUCCAGCUCACGCCGCAGAGCCGGUGUUAAGACCAACCCUGUCCAUCCAGCAACACCCUCCUCCUGCUACCAUCAGCAUCCAGAGACCGGCUCAGGCCCGUGAUGCUACCACCCGCAUCACACUUCCAUCACACCCUGCUUUGGGAGCGCAAAAGCAACAACUGCAUGCGAUGACACAGAAGACUCUCUUUGGUGCUGGUAACCCAGUAGCAGCAGCAACGGUGGCUCCGAUUCUGGCAACAAACACUCUGCCUGCGGUGACUACAUCAGGUUCUUCUUCUCAUGCACAAGUUCCCACCAGCACCAUUGUCACGAUGACCAUGCCUACUCAUUCCUCACACGCCACGGCUGUCACAGCAUCCAGCAUUCCUGUGGCCAAAGUAGUCCCGCAACAAAUUACUCACACUUCCCCUCGGAUUCAGUCAGAAUAUGGAGCUGAACGGGGCAAUCUAAUACCCAUCCCAGGUCAUAGAGCCUCUCCCAACCCCAUGACUAUGGAGGCCAGGAGUGAAAACAGGCAGCCGGUUCCUGUGCAGCUGCAGUAUUUCCUACCCACGUAUCCUCCUUCUGCAUAUCCAUUGACGGCACAUACUUACACGCCAAUAACCAGUUCGGUGUCUACCAUACGGCCGUACCCAGGUUCUGCUCAAGCCCCAAAUUCAGCCAUCACAGCUCAGUCCGUUGCUUCUACCGUCCACCUGAAUCCGAUGCAGCUGAUAAACGUGGAUGCUUCGCACACGCGUCACAUCCAGGGGAUACAGCCCGCUCCCGUCAGCGCACAGGGCAUGCAGCCCAGUUCAUUCAGCGCACAGGGGAUGCAGGCAACAUCAAUGAGCGCCCAGGGGAUUCAGCCUCCUUCAAUGAACACGCAGGGGAUUCAGCCUCCUCCAAUGAGCACGCAGGGAAUCCACCCUGCCGCAUCAAUAACCAGCCAGGGUGUUCAGACCUCAUCUGUUGGCUCGCAGCAAGCUCAGAAUGAAGGAAAGGCUUCAGACACAGCUCAGGAGCCAAUGGAUAGUGAGAGAAGACAGCAAGCCACUCUCCUACGUAGAAAAAUGGCUCUUGCUGAUGGUGCUACAAUAGUUGCCAAUCCCCUAAGCAGUGCUUUCAGCACGGCAGCUGCCGGUGCUACGGUGAUGCAGACCCAAAGUCAAAGUCCAGGAAUGGGCAGUGCGCCGGCACAGGGCUCGUCCCCUCGUCCUAGCAUCUUGCGCAAGAAGCCUGCCACCGAUGGACUAUCUGUAAGAAAAAGCCUUAUUCCUGCACACUCUUCAGAUGCUGUAAGUCCACGUCAGGACACGUCGCUACGCAGCACGACUGCUUCACCUCGGCCUGCUGGCACUAAACCCAAAGCUGAACUUCAUGUGUCUGUGGUUCCGGGAGUGACGGGGGAUCCUGGCACAGGCGGCGAGCAGCCAAGCGCAGCUGCAUCUCUCCCGUCUUCUCAUCACCCUGCGGCUGCCGUGCCCAGUCCUCCUUCUCAGCCUGUGCUGGGACCCCUGCCGGGCAAUAUUCAUGGACCUCCUGCUGCUGUUCCUGCCUUAUCUGCUCCUCCGCCUCUUCUGAGUAGUGCACCCUCUGGAGCAGCCAUCCCUGAGGCCAAAGUGAAAGAAGAGGUGGAACCAAUGGAUAUAGCAAGGCCUGUUUCAGCAGUGCCUCCGCUGCCAUCCAGCGCCAUCGCCUCUCCCCUGUCCUUACUGGCAAACAAUGUUUCUGUGCCUAUUGGAGAAUUGCCUCCGGGAGCCUCCCCUCGCAAGAAACCUCGUAAGCAACAGCACGUUAUUUCCACGGAGGAAGGUGAUAUGAUGGAGACCAACAGCACGGAUGAGGAGAAGUGUCAUUCUAUGAAGCCUCUAACAUCCCGGCCUGAGAAACGCAAAUCGCCUCCAAAAGAGUAUAUAGAUGAGGAGGGAGUGAGAUAUGUUCCGGUCAGGCCAAGGCCUCCCAUCACACUCCUGCGCCAUUAUCGCAACCCCUGGAAAGCCGCUUACCAUCAUUUCCAGCGUUACAGCGACGUGCGGGUGAAGGAAGAGAAGAAGUUGACGUUGCCGGACUUGGCCAGUCAGAAAGGGAUUUCGUGCCGUGUGCAAGGCUGGAAGACUCAUCUCUGCGCGGCUCAGCUGCUUCAACUGACUAAAUUGGAGCAGGAUGUUUUUGAUCGGUUAACUGUGUUGCAAGAUGGACUCAUACCCAAAAAGAAAACUGCUACAGAUGAUGACUUACACAGAAUCAACGAGCUUAUUCAGGGCAACAUGCAGAGAUGCAAACUAGUGAUGGAUCAGAUCACAGAGUCCCGGGACUGCAUGCUUAAAGUACUUGAGCACAAGGAUCGUGUUCUCAAGCUGCUCAAUAAGAGUGGAGCAUCUCGCAGGCUUUCAAAAGUGAAACACAAGGACAAAGUGUAAUUAAGGACUUCUUUCCAUUUCCCCGAGACAGUCUGCAUUCCUGCAUCUGUUCAGCAAAAUACCUUUAGUAUCCAUAGCAGAUUUGCAUAUAUAUAUAUACUUUUUAUUAUAAUUUCCUGGACAUUUAUUUACUCUAUUUCCAGCCGAUACCAGGACAUUUGGCCUGCUAAUGGUGUCCCAGAUGGGGAUUCAGCAUCCCCCUCCUGCAAAGAUGGCUGUGUGGAGUUUGAUUUUGUUUCCAGGUGCUGCCUGUGAGCACUGUGUUCUCUGUGGCACACACAUGCUUGUGUAUAGUGUUCUUCACCCCUCCAUGAUAACACAUCAUGUAAAAGUAAUUUAAUAUUUCCUACCUGUAUGUAUUCAUAUUCUGUAUUAUUGUUUUUAGGUACCUCUCUCCCAGAAUUAAAGCAGUCAAGUCCUUUCCUGUUAA
This is a messenger RNA of Spea bombifrons (plains spadefoot toad), 3904 nucleotides long. RefSeq names its product Sin3A associated protein 130 (gene SAP130). The record is from RefSeq and is a predicted model, not a curated record. The coding region runs from base 223 to 3474 and encodes 1083 amino acids. NCBI's taxonomy places the organism in Eukaryota, Metazoa, Chordata, Amphibia, Anura, Pelobatidae. The transcript is spliced from 22 exons. Gene Ontology annotation, biological process: negative regulation of transcription by RNA polymerase II. Gene Ontology annotation, cellular component: Sin3-type complex.